CAAUAUAAUAAAUAAAUGGUUCUUCGUUUAUAGGGUCAUUUCGGGUGAGAACCACUACUAUAUGCAAUGGUAAAAAGAGUAGAAAACACCCACCAAUUGUAAAUUAUUUUUUCAACUUGAUCUGUCAAAAGAUUUUACUAGCUUGCAAAUCUCUUAUGGUGCACUGCAUACUAAUUGAGAACACAAAUUUUUUAAGCAAUGGUUUAUUAAUGAUGAACUGAUUAACAUAUCUAGUUUUAAAACUUCAAUAAACAAGACAAUAGUGCAUUCAUCAAGUAAGAACUACUACAAAACCAAACUUCAAAUAAUAAGUUUAGAUUAAAGAGGGAGAGGCCGUCGGAGGGAGAGGUUGGCCAGAAAGGUGAGUCUGGUUGUUUGAAAUUAGUAAGAGGGUGACCAUCAUCAAGAGUGAAAGGAGGGUGAAAUCGUGAGGAAAAAGAGACAAUUGUGAAUUUGUUGUUGAUUUUUUCAAUGAGUGAGUGUUAGAGGCAUAUAGGCGGGUCCAAGAUAGGGUCAGUAACAACUGGUUACUGACCUAUCAGUAACCACAACCACACGGGAGCCGUAGAUCUGGGGAUGGAGCAAUCGUGUGGCUGGGCCGGAUGCGGGCUGGGGAGGGGCGAGUCUUAGUUUGUUAGAUUAGGGUUAGCUGGUUAGGGACGGGGGUCGGGUUCCACAGAAGCUUGGCCAUGGGAUGGGAUUGUGGAUUGGACUGAGUUGGGUAAUUGUAAUUAGGUUAUGGGCUAGCAUGGGUUCGGGUUGUGGGAUGAGAGCGGAGGGCCUGAGCUCUUUAGACGAGUGGGAUGAGCGGUAGUCAAAGCUUGUGGUGGUAAAGGCUUUUAGUGCAAUCAUGAUUUUUUUUAUUUGAAUGUUUUAAAUCGGAUCGAUCCUGACAAAUUUUCUAUCAACUCUAGUGACAGGAAACCAAAUCUGAAUAGCACAACCCAAUUCGAUUGCAAUUGAUUUGGUUUAUACUAUCUGGUUUCUGGUUUGACGAGGAAUCAUGACCGAAUUCCCAACCCUAGUAUUCUUCAUGAAGCUUAUGAUUUAUGAACUACUCCUCUAAAAUUACUUUCUUGAUUAUUGGACGCUGACACAAAUAUGAAAAAAAAUAUUAUUCUCCAUCCUCAAUAGGUUAGGGUAUAUGGUUGACUCAAGUUAUGGUGUAACACCCUGAUAUUUGGGUUCAGGUUUGACCAAAAGAAAUAAACGGUUAGAUGGACGAUUACGUACGAGUGGGUGCAACCGUGAAUUAGAAAUUAUUAUUAUUAUUAUUAUUAUUAUAUUAUUAUUAUCAUUAUCAUUAUCAUUAUCAUUAUCAUCGCCAUAAUUAUCAUUGGGGCCAUAAUUAUUAUCAUCAUCUCCAUCAUUCACACCACGUUACCGCCAAAAAGGAAGAAAGAAAAAAAAAAACCCUAACCACUUUACGCUACCCCAUUUCCCUCUCUCCCUCGGUCUCUUUAUUUCACUUCCUUUACUUGCUCUUCCUUUCAUUUUAAUUGCCCACGUAACUGAGAGAAGCAGUAGGAAUCCUAUUGCCACUCUCCCGAUUAUUUCCCCAACUUAGUGCCUCCUUACCAUGAGCAGAACCAGCAGUCGUGUCGUCCAUCAUCUCCCGUUGCCUCCCAUCCUCGCCAGCCCGACAGACGCCAAACUUCGAUCAAUUCCCGGCCGCUCGACGAAGGCAUCUGGCCAUCCCUCUUCCCGUCGACCAAGCUCGACCGCCAAUCUCCCUCCCAUCUCGUUCCUCCGCCCGACAGGAGUAGCGGCCGCUCAACGGGAACAGCAGCGGAGACGGAAGCAAAGCGCGAUGGGAAGAAAGUAGCGGCACGACGUCAUCCGCCAUUAGAAAGAGAGGGAAAUGAAUGAUUAUGGUCAUUGGGUUUUGCUCGGGAGAAGGUAAGGAACCGUUCCUCGGAGUUAGAAUCAAAUUUCGAGGUAGUUAGAGGUCUCGUCGGACCAUCGCCGGGACUUCCUCGUAACUCACCGGAAAAACCAGAAAACUCAAGUACAAUUAUUUUUAGAUUGGAGGGUACCAAUGCAAAGAGGACGAACCCAGGAUCGUCACCGUGUUGAUGAAAUCCGAUUCGGACGUCGGACGAGGGAGAAACGAGCAUCUAAAGGUUGGAUGAAAAACUGUCAAGUUUAGGUGCCAUUAUGGACAAUUCGGAAAGUUGGUGGAUUAUUUCGAAAAUUUUACAGAGGGGUCUUGGUCAACUAUGUUGACUGGAAAAUUUUCAAUUUCGGUACUUGGUACUUUUAAACUAACAGAAUGUUUAUUUUGGUCAUAACUCGAUCAAUUGAAGUCCAAACGAGGAACCGUCGGCGCCUAUGGAAUCGUGAGAACAAGGAGAAUUUAAUGGAAGUGAGUCAUGGAAUUUAAGAGCAGAAUCAGAGUUGGCUUCGAUGGAUUCGAGGUGAGUGUAAAUGGGGUAAAAUCUUCGUCGAUGUCUUUUAGUUUAUGUCUUUUAAUUCAGUUAUGUUGGUUAUUUUCAAUUAAGCGCGAUUAUGUGUGUGAGGCAUCCCACCGCCUACCUAAGGUGGAGGCACGCGUUGUGUAUGUGUGUGUUGAUGUAUGGUUAUUGGUAUGAUGAACCCCCGGGCGGUUGGGCCACUACUGGACGCGAUAGAUGUAACACCCUAACCCGGCCGGGUACUACUUUUACUAAAAUGCCCUUGAUAAAUAAAAAUACUCAAAUCUUAAAUUGCAGCGGGAAAUUUUUUCAUAAAUAAAAUACUGAAAACACACACUUGUAGUUCAGAGCAAAACCCUAACAAGUGGGCAAAUUAAACUCAAACUUUAAAUCUCAAUCUAAUCUCCAGUCUAUACUCAUAAUCAUAAAAUGUAAAUAACUAGGUAGUCUCUGUCGUUGCUGCUACUGAAAAUCUUAAAUAGGCAUCCUCUGUGACGCUUGCACUGCCCGCCUCUAGCUGGUUGCUCUCGAACCUUUCCUCUCGAACCCGCUGCUCUCUAACUGCUCCUCUAGCUAGCUGCUACCGAUCUGGUUCUCGCUCAUUCUCUUACUAAGGCCUGGUGAGUGAGUUGGGGUCAGUCUACGCCCUUACGUUUUAAUAAUUCUAAUACUUGAGUACUUUACUUAACACUUAACUUUAACUAGUGGAAGUUGUUUGUACUUCCAAUCUUAAAAUCUUAACUCUUAAACUUUGAGGGAGUUGAAGUUACUCUCCUCUCUUAAAACUCAAAUCUUGACUUAAAUACUUGACUGACACGGGGAUCCUCACUAGCUAGUCCGGUUGCCAACUCAUACGUAUGAGAAGCCAUCCAGGCUUUCCUUAAACUUAGUUAGGGAAGUCGUAACGAUUCAUCCCCCUAACAUCUUAAACUUAUCGUGGUGGCUCUUCACCAUGAUUCUCAAGGGCAUAACUGCUGCCCAUCUUAAAAAUCUCAAGAGCAUAACUGCGCUCUAUCUCAAAGAUCUCAAGAGCAUAACUGCUGCUCUAUCUGAAAAUCUCAAAUGGCAACGGACUUGCGCUAGUGACUAAAAACACUUAAAACAACUUCACCUUCUUGAAGGUGAGUUACUCCUUAAAAAGAACUUGUUUCUUAAACUUUAACAAUAACUCAAACAUAACGCUUUAAGGUAAAAUAGCACAAAAUCACCUCAAAUCCCAUCAAAUAGCACAAAAUCACUUCAAACCAUAACUCAAGCAAAGCACAAAAAAUCAAUCAUACACAUAACCAAGCAACGGUAACCAAUUCUCUAAAAUACUAAAAAUCGUAAUACUUA
This is a messenger RNA of Linum trigynum, 3749 nucleotides long. Lineage: Eukaryota; Viridiplantae; Streptophyta; Magnoliopsida; Malpighiales; Linaceae. The record is from the annotation of a GenBank genome assembly.